This is a messenger RNA of Spirometra erinaceieuropaei, 3318 nucleotides long. The record is from the annotation of a GenBank genome assembly. NCBI's taxonomy places the organism in Eukaryota, Metazoa, Platyhelminthes, Cestoda, Diphyllobothriidea, Diphyllobothriidae.
AUGGACCUAAUCGGUCACAUGCGUAUCCACGAAGAUGGAAUUAACCGCGAUAUCGACACACCUAGCACAUCUUGCACACCCACCAUUCCUAGCUCAAUAAACACCUCAUCGUCAAGCCCGCCCAUUAACAGCAACCGCAUCACCACCCCUAUCACCACUGUAACCGACUUCAAUGCCCUCGCCUUAUCCUAUCCACACUCCCCCCGCACACUCACCGCUUAUAUCGGCCCAGUCAGCCACCUGCAGAUCCACCGCACGGAGACUGGUGAACCGACAGUUCGACAGACGUUGCCGACGAUGUCCACCGUGUGCUACACAACAAAUAACCAGGUUUUUGACUAACAACAACAAUGGGGGGCGGUAAGGGUCCCAGUGUGCGCGACGUCUGUCGGCAACCGGGUCUACCCCUGUACCCCGAAAUUUUGGCAUUUGUUAUGGUGUACAAUUCCAAUAACGCCUGCUGGAAUCCGACUUGUCCUCGUGUUGGUCCAGCGCAUCUACCACGUGGCCCAUUUGCAGGGCAGGACUCGUGAACUAGUGUCUAUAACUCAAGCAUAUACCAGACGCAUUCGUCUUAACUGCCUCUACUGUCCCCGCACAUCCAACCAUCUCCUGGGCCCACUAGGUCACGUACGCACUCACAAAAACCUGCGGUAGACAACCGCCGGCUACACCACACUAUCGCACCCUUCCGAACAACACUUUGACCACACAAUAUCACCCAUCACCUCACAAUGCAAGCACUCAGUUGCCGUCCCUCACUUAAGUGUAAAGUGUUCUUCUCUGCUCCUUCUCCAUACGGCCUCUUCGCUGCAUGUGUGAUCCGAGUCCGAGAAUAUCACUGUGCGCCAAGCGCUGUGGCUUGAAAAGCUACCGACUGACGCCUCAACUCUGUCCACGCAGUCUGCCCAGUUGUGCGUGCUUGUGUGAAGUGGAGUCCUGAUAGGCUAAGAGUCAGGUCGCAACGGCCCCUUCUCAAAGUGACCUCUGGCACUCUCACACAUGUGAGAAGUGUGUGUGUGUGUGUGUGUGUGUGUGUGUGUGUGUGGGUGGGUGGGUGAGGUAGCUCAAAGGCUAGACAAUCUUCCUAUCGCUGCCGACGCCGCCGCUGCCGAGAACGCCUCUGUGGAGAACCGCUGGUGUCAACUGCGAGACACGGUCCAGUCGACGGCGCUCGCCGUUCUCGGUCGCGCUCCCCGCCAACACCAGGACUGGUUCGACGACAACGACGCCGCCAUCAGAAAUCUGCUUGCUGAGAAGAACCGCCUACACAAAGCCUACGUAGAUCACCCCACUGAUGGCACCAAAGCUGCCUUCUACCGCAGUCGCCGCCAACUGCAGCAACGACUGCGCGAGAUGCAGGACGCCUGGACUGCUCGUAAAGCUGAGGAGAUGCAAGGCUACGCGGACCGGAACGAAUGGAAGAACUUCUCCGCCAUCAAAGCUGUCUACGGUCCGCCGAUGAAGGGCACUGCUCCUCUCCUCAGCGCUGACGGCAGUACUCUCCUGACUGAGAAGACGCAAAUCCUGCAGCGAUGGGCCGAGCAUUUCCGAGGCGUCCUCAACCGCCCCUCCGUCAUCUCCGACGCCACCAUCGAGCCUUUGCCGCAAGUGGAGACCAACGUGGACCUCGACCUCCCGCCAUCUCCCCAGGAGACCAUCAGGGCCGUGCAGCAGCUCUCCAGCGGGAAAGCACCCGGAUCGGACGCAAUCCCUGCUGAGGUCUACAAGCAUGGAGGCCCCCAACUGAUGGAUCACCUGACUGCGCUCUUCCAAGAGAUGUGGCGUCAAGGUGAAGUCCCGUAAGAUUUCAAAGACGCAACCAUCGUGCAUCUCUACAAACGCAAAGGGAAUCGCCAAGUCUGCGACAAUCACCGUGGCAUCUCCUUGCUGAACAUCGCCGGGAAGAUCUUCGCCCGCAUCCUUCUCAACCGCCUCAAUAACCAUCUGGAACAGGGCCUUCUGCCGGAAAGCCAAUGCGGCUUCCGUCGUCACCGUGGGACCACGGAUAUGAUCAUCGCCGCCCGUCAACUUCAGGAGAAGUGUCAGGAGAUGCGGACUCACCUGUACUCUACCUUCGUGGACCUGACGAAAGCCUUCGACACGGUGAAUCGUGAAGGACUGUGGAAGAUCAUGCAGAAAUUCGGCUGUCCGGAGCGAUUCACUCAGAUGGUGCGUCAGCUGCACGACGGUAUGAUGGCGCGAGUCACGGACAACGGAGCUGUCUCAGAGGCAUUCGCAGUGACCAACGGAGUGAAGCAGGGCUGUGUGCUGGCACCAACCCUCUUCAGUCUUAUGUUCUCUGCCAUGCUGAUGGACGCCUACCGCGACGAACACCCCGGGAUCCGCAUCGCCUACAGGACGGACGGUCACCUCCUGAAUCAACGGCGGAUGCACUUCCAAUCGCGCAUAUCCACAACCACCGUUCACGAACUCCUCUUCGCCGACGGCUGCGCCCUGAACACCACCUCGGAAGAGAAGAUGCAACGGAGCAUGGACCUGUUCUCCGCCGCCUGCGAGAGCUUCGAUUUGGUCAUUAACACGCAGAAGACGGUGAUGAUGCACCAACCGCCACCCAACUCAGUCACAGCCCCCAACGCGCCGCCGCAAAUCAGCGUGAACGGAACCCAACUGCAAGUGGUGGAGAACUUCCCGUACCUGGGCAGUACUCUCUCCCGCAACACCAAGAUCGACGACGAAGUCGCCAACAGGAUCUCGAAUGCCAGUCAAGCCUUCGGUCGCCUCCAAAGCACAGUUUGGAAUCGCCACGGUCUUCAGCUGAGUACGAAGCUGAAGAUGUACAAGGCCGUCAUCCUGCCGACACUACUGUAUGGAGCGGAGACUUGGACGGUGUACGCAAAGCAGGCACGCCGUCUGAACCACUUCCACCUCAGUUUUCUUCGUCGCAUCCUGAGGCUGAACUGGCAGGAUCGAAUCCCCGACACUGAUGUGCUGGAACGGACGGGAAUCCUCAGCAUCUACGCCAUACUGAGGCAAAUGCAGCUGCGCUGGAGCGGCCACCUGGUGCGCAUGUCCGACGAGCGACUACCCAAACGACUCUUCUACGGAGACGUCGCGACAGGUUCUCGCCGUCAAGGAGGCCAAAUUCGCCGUUACAAGGAUACCCUGAAGUACUGCCUGAAACGCCUGCAAAUAAACCCCACCAACUGGGAGGAGCUCGCACUCGAUCGACCGACCUGGAGGAGAACAGUGAAGACAGACGUUGCGCUCUACGAAGCCAACCGCAUCGCUGCCGCCAAAGCGAAACGCGAAGCCCGCAAAUCACAACCUCGCCCAGUACGCAACGCCGCCGCAUAA